CUGUCAUUGAGCAGCUGAUCUAGUUGCGUCAACCAUGCGCCGUGCUUGUCAAUACAGUACGAAUUUCACCUUGUUGUGAACCCGCCUGGACGAUCGGAUUCAUAAACGCAACAACUACGUUAAAGACGUCAUGCCGAAGUAUUGCUCGGUAACCAACUGUAAAAAUGACAACAUUGACCGGAAAAGCUUCUACAAGUUCCCUCUGCAGGACCCGGAGCGGCUGCAGCUGUGGCUGAGCAACAUGGAACGGGAGAAUUGGACUCCCUCGCGACACCAGUACAUCUGCCACGAGCACUUUGCGCCAUCGUGCUUCAAAGUGCGCUGGGGGAUUCGUUACCUCGAGAGUGACGCCGUGCCCACCAUCUUCCAAAAGGCCAAGAAACGCAAAGCGAUGGAUGGAAGUGAGAAGAAAGUCAAGGUGCUUUGCGCUAACGCUAAUCAAAGCCUUGCGCUGUUAGAUGACAGGGCAGUAGCGCAGGUUGAUUUGUCAAAGCAGCAAGAGGCCAGUUUGGGGGAGUCUGGCGAAGGUGCAGAACCAAACACAUUGGAUGUGGUGGGGGAUUCAAAUGCAGCUGCAAACCUUCCGUUGACCCUAAUGCAGCCAGUCGAUGAUCACAAUAACAGCGAGGUGGUGCUGCUGUCUGGUGACAGCCAAGAGGAUCUGGUGGGCGAUAUCACCGCAGCUAUUCCCAACCCAGCCUAUAGACUUGUUUUCAAAGACCCGCCACCUGAAGAAAUCCCCACAGCAGAAUCAUGCGAUGUCCAACAAGGCCACGAAACACAAGUCAUCGCUUACUUUGAGACCAUACCAAACGUCCUCCCCAGCGACGUGUGCACCCACCCGCUCAUCUCCUCGGACAUGGUGCUGUCUUCCGCGCUGAGUCCCGAGCCCAUCGCGUCUACUCUUCCUAUCGUGUCCAAACACGCUCCACCGCCGCCACUUUCCAUCAGCUUGGAGGCAGACGGGGGUAACCAGCAGGAGGAUGCCGCCGUGGGUAGACAAGACCACCAGUUGGAGGAGCACUGUUACCACAAGCACCGUCUGAGCAAGGAGCAACUGGAGGCUAUUGUGGCCGAGCUGCAGAAGAAGGUGAAAGUUCUGCAGCAGCGGCACCGGCGCCACCUGGAGAAACUACUAGGCCUGGAGAGGACAGUGAGCCACCUGAGGCAAAGCAACCUGCUGACUGAGGAGCGACUGCAGCUUCUGGAGAGGACGAGUGCCGCCAUGUGCGACACUGGCGAGACCGUGGCCAUCAUUUACGAGGAAGACGACGCUGCCUACUUUUUACACUCGUCUGAUUGAUAGUGAGGAGAAGCCGUGAAGGUCACAUGUCUGCACACCUAGAUAACAUUUUAAUGAGAUGGCCAAAGAAAGAACACGCACACUACUGGGAGGUUGUUUUUUUUGAUAAUUGAUUGAAACGUGGGUAUCGGUUAAAGCUGUGAGAUUUGCACAAUUGUGUAUAAUAACUGGGGACAAUGUCAAAUGUUUUUUUAAGGUUUUCGCUUCCCUUUCGUUGCAAUAACUUUUUGUUUAAACUCUUAAUUAAAAACAACGCUCAUUCAGCGCCUUGCGUGUCAAUCUUGUUCUUCCUAGGCUGUUAAGAAUCUAAAGAUCAGAGAUUGAUUUCAUCAAACUGUGAAUAGGACAAGCAGGCAACUCAGAGUGCAGAGUAACUUCAACACUUUGAUUUUAAUCAUUUCCAACUAAUUCAGUAGAUGACAGAAAAAGGCAAUCAUCACACAAAGCUUAAUACAUUUCUAACACACUGCAGCCAACAGUUUAAAUACAUUUUGUAUUCUGUAAUAUUUAUAUUCUGUUCUGGCUGCAUGGUGACCGAGUGGUUAGC
Doryrhamphus excisus (bluestripe pipefish) is the source of this 1850-nucleotide messenger RNA. Its product is annotated as THAP domain-containing protein 5-like. NCBI's taxonomy places the organism in Eukaryota, Metazoa, Chordata, Actinopteri, Syngnathiformes, Syngnathidae. The record is from RefSeq and is a predicted model, not a curated record.